AAAUUACGAGAUAAAUGUAACAAGCUAAUUAUUUGCGUAAUUAAAUUAAUGAAUCUUGGUAGAAUUACUUCUUAAAAGACCAAUUCAUUUUUGCACGUUUGUGAAUUGUAUAGAAUUGUGAACUGUCACCAGAAGUUUAAUCUGCAGAAAAUUUGAAACUUCAACGGUGUAUAGGUUAUUGAUUAUAAAUCUUUAAUUAUCGAGUAACAAAAUGGAUGAAGCUGAUGAAGAGAACCUAAUCAAGGAUAUAAAAUUCGCGAUUGUGAAUGAAGAUAUAGAAAAAUUUGGAGAGAAUAUGAGUAAGUUAAAGUCGCUUGAUGCUCCGUGUUGGUUAUAUGGUUAUAGACCACUGUGUAUAGCGUACAAAAACAGAAAGGAUCGUUUCGCUGAAAAAUUUUUAGAAUUAAAUUUCGUUCAAGUUAACAAUAAUUUUGGAAUCAAUGAAAAUACGCCAUUGCAUUGGGCAGUGAUUCACAAUGAGUCAAAAUAUAGUCUUGGAAUUAUUGACAAAUUAUUACAGAAAGGAGCUGAAAUGACCAGCGAAAAUUCACUGCGGCAAAAUGUGUUUGAUGUAGCAUUGCAGAAGAAAAAUUUUCCUGUGCUAGAACUACUUGUCGAUCAUAUAUCUGAAAGUAAUAUCAACAAAAGCACUUACUUGAAACUACUGUUAGAUUUUAUAAAUUCAGAUUAUAUUGAUUUAGCUGAGAAAUUGUUAACGAAAUGGGUUGACAUUGAUCUUGAAAAAUCGAUGGGUGAUUUUAAUUUUUUAAAUUUGGCUGUUGAGAAGAAACAGUUCAAAGUUGUCAAAAGUCUCUUAAAUCGUGGAAUUAACGUGAAUUAUUAUGACAAAUCUGUGGAAGACCGUGUCACAGCUAUUUAUAAAGCUUGUGAGGUCGGUGAUUUUGAAAUCUUCAAGUUCCUUCUUGACAAUGGAGCUAAUAUUGAUAUAGAAAGAGUGGCUGCCCAGUACAAUCCACGUUAUUAUCCAAUUCAUAUUGCUAUUGCUAAUAAUCAUUUGGACAUUGUCAAAGAGCUCCUUGAUCGCGGAGUUGAUGUUAAUAAAACUUACGUUGUGAGAAUCUACUACAAUGGUGAUAAAUUCGAAAAAACAACUUUACAGCUUGCUUGUGCAUAUAAGCAUUUAGAUAUAGUUAAAUUAUUAAUUGAACGUGGUGCUGAUAUACAUUUGAAGAUUAACGAUUCGGGAACGCCAAUUUACGAAGCAUUUCCUGCGGAAGAUGAAGAUUAUGAACUUUUUACUUAUCUUUUAGGACUUAACAAUUUACGGCUGGACCUAGAUGCUGCAAAAUACAUUGUGUUUUGGUGUGCCAUUUUUAACCAAACAGAUAAGCUGAUUCUUCUUCUUCAGUAUAUCAAAAAAUUGAAUUUAAAGGAUCGUUUGAGAUAUGAAUUGGACAUGAAUGUAUUCAACAAUGCCAAUUUGAAAGAACCACUUAUUCACAGCGCUGCUCGUAAUAGUUCAGGUAAUUGCAUUGAUUUGCUCAUAAAAAAUGAUGUUGAUGUUAAUUUAAGAAAUCACAAAGGCCGAACUGCACUUCAUGUAGCGCUUCGAUAUCGCCAAUUUGAAUCUAUCAUAGGUCUUAUCAGAAAUGGAGCCGAUAUAAACAUUACGUGUAAUGAAGGUCAUUCAGCUUCUCAUUACACUGUAGAUAAAAAAAUACGAGAGUCACGUUUUGAUACUGAUGAUGAUGAUGAGAGUUGCGAAGACUUCGAUGGCUUUCAAGAAAGUAGUCUUACUAAGAUUGUUAAUUAUUAUGGCUAUCUCAUUAUUAAACUAAAAUAUCUUGAUUUAUUUGUUGAUGACAGCAAUUAUAAUUUUGCAAUCAAUACAUUGAAUGAUCCAUUCAAGCAUCAAGGAAAGUAUGAAAAAGAAGUGAAGAAGAUGAAAAAAAAGAUAAUUCACAGCGCGAUUCCUUACGUAACUUACUACAAUUUUGUCAAAGGUAGCUUGAACCGGCGAAUAAAUUUCCUAAACAAUCCUCAAAUUUUCAAGGUUUUGGAUUCACGAGACAAUUAUGCUUCAAAGUUUCCUCAAUUUGCAGAUAUAAUUAAUAAUUUAUUUCAUCAAGCGCUCGUCAGAAAAAAAUUAUUAGACAAAGUUAACAAUUAUCCAAUUUUUAGAUUUUUGAAUAAAAAUUUACCUUAUCUUUGCGUGAAAGAAGUAAUCUGUUAUUUCAGUGAUGGUGAACUCAAAGAUGUAGUUAACAAGUACAUAUUUUUUGACUAGUUAUUUGUUGAAGAUAUAGAUAUUUACAUCGCUGAGAAUAUUUUUUAUUAAAACUUAAUU
Molecule: messenger RNA, 2308 nt
Organism: Cotesia glomerata
Lineage: Eukaryota; Metazoa; Arthropoda; Insecta; Hymenoptera; Braconidae
Product: putative ankyrin repeat protein RF_0381
Exons: 2
Coding region: 212-2248 (678 amino acids)
Molecular function (GO): protein binding
Source: RefSeq, a predicted model, not a curated record